AUGGAUACGACAUCGUACCUCGUCGCGAGGGACCUGACAGAGCUUCACCAAGUGAUGAGACUGGUCCCCCGAAAGGGCGAGUGUGUGAAAUGCGACGAUACGUCCAAGCUUCAAUGCCCGUCUUGCGCCUCCAAUGAGAGCUGCCACAACGGAGGCGGAGGUGGUGGUGGACCCAGCGCCGGACCUAUUGCUGGUGGUGUCAUCGGUGGUAUUGCUGCCAUCGCCAUCAUCACCUACCUGGUCUGGAGAUUCCUAAUCAAGCCCAAGAGGCGGCUCUCUCAGUCGGUGUACGGAGUCGAAGAGGCCGCUACCCAAGGCGGCGAGAAGAACGGCAACCGAGUCACCCGCCGCGGAUCUACGCAUACUGUCCACUCGAUUGCCUCUACCGUCCUCACACGCGCCUCCAACAUUAUCCAAAUCGCAUAUAUUCCCGGCGUCACCAACCGAGCAACGCCUGCGUCACCCAACGUUUUGGUACCCCCUGUUCCGCCGAUCCCUAUGCACCACACCGAAGGUUACCGCGAUUCCGGGGCUGACAACCCCCAUUUCUUCGUUCCCGGCAACCUGCGAGACUCUACCUACUCCGGCAUCUCCGCCUUUUCGGACAGGACCUCGUUUGCUCCGCCUCGCUCUAGCAUCGCGUCUACCAUCUUUGGUGGUGGCAAGCAGCAGGUCCUGACCCCUGCCCAGACCGUUAUGCGUGCCAAGCCGACAAUGGUGAGCGUCAAGUCCGGCGCAAGCGCCCCCGGCACACCUCCUGUCCCCAGCAUCGAUUACGACAAGUUCAACCCUUCCAAGACCCUCCGACCCCAGAGCGCGGCCAGCAACUUUAGUGUCGGCUCAACGUUCCUCAACAACGCCAAUACCGUGACUCAAGCCCGUGCACAAGUCGUCAAGGUGGGAGGCUCUGGAUUGAGAAUGGUAGAGAUUGCUUCCAAGCCCGAGAGCCAAUCUUCUACGACGCUUGGUAACAAGUCACCAAAGACAACAGACGACACCACCCCUCCGACAAGCCGUGGAGAGUCAUCAACAGUAGACCAGGGCCCAUUUUCUGAUCCUCCGGACCAGUUGAGCCCCAAAAUCUCCGUCGAGGCUCCUCCUGCUUCCCCCGGCAGAGAAAGGGGAUCUAUUAAGGAGGGUGAUUCUGGCUCACAAAAGCGUGAUUCUAGCCCUUUUGGCGAUGAGCAUGAAACCAAGGACUGA
Molecule: messenger RNA, 1203 nt
Organism: Trichoderma breve
Lineage: Eukaryota; Fungi; Ascomycota; Sordariomycetes; Hypocreales; Hypocreaceae
Exons: 3
Coding region: 1-1203 (400 amino acids)
Source: RefSeq, a predicted model, not a curated record